GCCAUCUGUGCCAAACUCCAGCAAAAUAACAUCAUGACAGUAGCGAGGCGUAGUGUUGAUGGACAGGAACUUCUGUAUCACUCUAUCAAGUAUACGAACAACAUCUUCGUGCUAAGUGAGCUGAAAAUCCAUCAGGCAUCCACGGUGCUUACGCUGUCGUUGAAGUCUCGACAUGUUCAAGCAGUAGCCAAUAUGAACGAUAUGUUCCAACUUAUCCUGAGUAACUAG
Messenger RNA from Cylicostephanus goldi, 228 nucleotides. The record is from the annotation of a GenBank genome assembly. Lineage: Eukaryota; Metazoa; Nematoda; Chromadorea; Rhabditida; Strongylidae.